CUCGUCCUGCCUUAGCCGGGCAUCUUGACGGUGUCUGCCUAUCUGACGCUGGUAUCCUGAUAAAAAAUUGAUAAAAACAAAGGUAACGAGAUGAGAUGCCUUCCCUGUGUGUUUUCCACCUUGGCGCUACUCCCCCCCGCUUUGGCAAGUCGCCGCUGGAGCAUCGGGGAAAUGGCGACAUGAUAGCAAAACCAUGGCCGGGGCUUGUCCUCCUUAAUCGCCGCUCAUAGACUAAGCAUGUGGGCACAGGAUUCGCACGGACGUUUUAUUCUCCGGAUCGACUGGCAUCCAGGCUGCUCCCCCGUGCUUCUGGUGCGUCUCUCGGACUAGAGGUCUAUCCUCCUGCCAUCAGGGAACACCCGGCGUACCUUGUUGACCCGGGGCGUGAGAAAGGCACGCGAAGUCAUCGUAGCAGGGAGAAAGGGAGAAACCACACAGUAUUGCCAAAGAAACAUGCCGCCCUCGAUGGUUGUCCCGUCUCUAUCGAGCGACAACGCAUCGGAAGCCUCCUCGUCGACCAGCCUGUCCCUGGACACGAGGUGGGCGUCCGGCAUCGCAGGCCAAGAUAUCCUCGAGGACGACGGCACGGGGGCCCUUGUCGUCCCUUCUCACCGCGCGCGUCUCCAGCAGCACAUAUACAUCUGCCUCUUCCACAUCCUGGACUGCCAUCACACGUUUGAUGACCCCGAUCAGUGGAGGACCCAUGUAUACAGCCAUUUUCGGACCCACGAGCCCCCUCGCACGGCGCGCUGCCCUCUGUGUCCGACGGUGCGGUUCAGCGACACUCCCACCGACAAGGGCUGGGAUCUCAUGCUGGACCAUGUGGUCGGCGCUCACUACCAGCAGGGCCAGACGCUUGCCGGCAGUCGCCCGGAUUUCGAGCUGAUGCAGUACCUCUACCGGCUGCGCAUCAUCAGCGUCGACCAGUUCAAAGUCAUGCAGAUGCCGCCGCCGCCGUCGAGUCCCGCAUAUCACCGAUCGCAGGAACCGGUCCGGGCGAAUAUCGGCUCGUCAGACGAACCAUAUUGUGCUCCGUAUAGUCGGCGGCGAGAGGAAAGAGUGCGGGGCCAGCGUCGAGGGGUGAGCGUUGCGUAACAAGGCAGACGAGGCGGUGUUGAGUAUCCCUUGCAGGGAGAAUAUCGAUGUUGGCUGGGGUGAUUGCAAUCCGUCAAUCGCUCGUUCGUUCACUUCAUGGGAAUACGCUUCUUUACCUGCCGAUCUUCUCUCACGUUUUCUUUCUCUUCUGGAUCUUCUUGGCUUGGUAUUUUGGCCGCACCGAGAAUUCAUGACUGGCACCUUCUUUCGGCGAUUCUAUUAGUCGUGUUUCUGUAAAUAUUUUGGGACAUUCGGGGUUUACUUACUUUGAUCUGGACGGCCGUGGGGUAUGCUGCUUACUGACAGACAUGGCCUUGUUCAAUGACUCAUGUCGAAUUCUGUAAAUCAUGUUUAUCGAUGGAAAAUUUGUUGGAGAUUGAACCUUGUGCGGAUCUGACUCUCAGGCGCUUUCAGAGACGGGGCAAAUUGCUUUGCAUCCAGACAGGAGGCAGGAGACUAG
Aspergillus steynii IBT 23096 is the source of this 1555-nucleotide messenger RNA. RefSeq lists its product as uncharacterized. Bases 454 to 1095 code for a protein of 213 amino acids. NCBI's taxonomy places the organism in Eukaryota, Fungi, Ascomycota, Eurotiomycetes, Eurotiales, Aspergillaceae. The record is from RefSeq and is a predicted model, not a curated record. The transcript has a single exon.